This is a messenger RNA of Arachis stenosperma, 2342 nucleotides long. Its product is annotated as xyloglucan 6-xylosyltransferase 2-like. Gene Ontology annotation, biological process: xyloglucan biosynthetic process. Lineage: Eukaryota; Viridiplantae; Streptophyta; Magnoliopsida; Fabales; Fabaceae. Bases 182 to 1537 code for a protein of 451 amino acids. Gene Ontology annotation, molecular function: UDP-xylosyltransferase activity; xyloglucan 6-xylosyltransferase activity; hexosyltransferase activity. The transcript is spliced from 2 exons. Gene Ontology annotation, cellular component: membrane; endosome; trans-Golgi network. The record is from RefSeq and is a predicted model, not a curated record.
UCUCCUUGUUCGAAUUUGAUCCCUCUCCUAAAAUCUUCAACACAAAAAUAAACCAUAAAACAUCAUCGUAUACAUCACCUCGUAACCGUCAAAAACAAAACACAUUUAGUAACACUAAUUCAGACAAGUUCCGUUGUCCCACUAACUCGCCUGAGUCAACUCGCUCCUCCCCCAAUUCGUUAUGCUAACUCGCUGCCUCGGCGCCCGGCGGCUCCGUCAGAUCCGCCGCGCCUUCCGCCACGGCGCCGUCACGUUCCUCUGCUUAUUCCUCACCGUCAUCGUCCUCCGCGGCACCAUUGGCGCCGGCAAGUUUGGAACCCCUCAACAAGACUUCGACAAUCUCCGUCACCACCUCAACUCUCACCGCCGCGUCCUCGAAGAACAACACUCAGAAAAAACCACCACCACCACCAACAACUACGCCACCUUCGAUAUCUCCACGAUCCUCGUCGACGAGCCACCCAGCAAGGACGAAAUAACCCGCGAUCCAAAGGCGCCAUACACAUUAGGUCCCAGAAUCACCAAUUGGGACCAACAGCGCAAAAGGUGGCUCCAACAGAACCCUAAUUUCCCAAAUUUUAUCGCUCCGAACAAACCUCGCGUCCUUCUCGUAACAGGUUCGUCUCCAAAACCGUGCGAGAAUCCCGUCGGUGACCACUACCUUCUGAAAUCCAUUAAGAACAAAAUCGAUUAUUGCAGGCUCCACGGGAUCGAAAUCUUCUACAACAUGGCGCUAUUUGAUGCAGAAAUGGCAGGGUUUUGGGCCAAGCUUCCGUUGAUUCGGAAGCUGCUCUUGUCGCACCCUGAGGUCGAGUUUCUAUGGUGGAUGGAUAGUGACGCCAUGUUCACGGAUAUGGCGUUCGAGGUUCCGUGGGAGAGGUACAAAGAUCACAACUUUGUGAUGCAUGGUUGGAAUGAGAUGGUGUAUGAUGAGAAAAAUUGGAUUGGGUUGAACACUGGUAGUUUCCUUCUAAGGAAUUGUCAAUGGUCAUUGGAUAUUCUUGAUUCUUGGGCUCCAAUGGGACCAAAGGGGAAAGUUAGGGAUGAAGCUGGGAAAUUGCUCACUAGGGAGCUCAAGAACAGGCCGGUUUUCGAAGCAGACGAUCAAUCCGCAAUGGUGUAUCUACUUGCAACUGAGAGGGAUAAAUGGGGUGACAAAGUGUACCUUGAGAAUGGUUACUACUUGCAUGGCUAUUGGGGAAUUCUUGUGGAUCGUUAUGAAGAGAUGAUUGAGAAUUAUCACCCUGGUCUUGGUGAUCAUAGGUGGCCACUUGUGACACAUUUUGUUGGGUGCAAGCCUUGUGGUAAGUUUGGAGAUUACCCUGUUGAGAGGUGUUUGAGGCAGAUGGACCGUGCAUACAAUUUUGGUGAUAAUCAGAUUCUGCAGAUGUAUGGUUUCACUCAUAAGGCUCUUGCAAGUAAGAGGGUGAAGAGAGUGAGGAAUGAGAGUAGUAAUCCACUUGAUGUUAAAGAUGAGCUUGGUUUGCUUCAUCCUGCUUUCAAGGCUAUCAGGCUAUCAGGAAUGUUAAUCCAGUGAAUCCAAUCUAGUAAUGGAAUGAUAUUGACAAUUUGGCAUUGAACUGAAGAACUAUCUUAUGAAUACUUGAAUAGGUUUGGCUGUGAAGAAAAAUCUUAAGGAGGCAUUGAAUCCGAAUAUUAAGUAGAGAAAGGUGACGCACUUUUUCAUAAUAUUAUUUUUAAGUUCAUCGCUCUGCUGUUUUCAUUUGUAACGUAAUGGUAAUUAUAGUGCAACAUAACUAGUCAAUUAAGGCUUCAAAGAGACUUCAUAUCAGAAAGAUGUUCAACUACUUUAAGGAAAGAUGAUGUGUACUUUAAGCAUACUUCAGGAAUGGUAGCUACACACCAUGAUAAAGAGAUUUCAGAUUUUAUUUUUGAAGAGAGUUUAAGUGGGAACUAUAAAUCGAUUACAUUUGAUAUUUUACUUUGGGGUUUGGAUUUGUGGCAUUGGCUGGUAUUAAGGCUUAUAGUAUUAGCUAGUUUACGAUUUUCAAAGAAAGAAAGAGGAUAAAGGGCAGGCACCCGCCGGCCCGCUCCGCCAAUGCCUGCGGGCCAAGUAUUGCGAGUUUGACGACCUUUUGUGGUGAGUUAAACAGUCCAAUUCUAACCAACUUGAGUUAGUCGAGUGAUCAGCUUACUCGUCCGCUUAAGCAAGUGUCGGGGUUUAAAUCCUGCCUUAUGCAUGUAGCAACUUAAUGGUGUUUGCCACUUCUAGUCUGCACUGUCGCUUCCUCGUUUGCUAUCACAUUUUAUCUGGUGGCCUGCACAUCCUGCAUCCACUUCCAUUGACUCAAUCUUUUCUGUUUACUCUCAACUUCGUUUCU